Nematostella vectensis (starlet sea anemone) is the source of this 4580-nucleotide messenger RNA. RefSeq lists its product as uncharacterized. The transcript has 2 exons. NCBI's taxonomy places the organism in Eukaryota, Metazoa, Cnidaria, Anthozoa, Actiniaria, Edwardsiidae. The record is from RefSeq and is a predicted model, not a curated record. Bases 1690 to 2223 code for a protein of 177 amino acids.
GAUCUGUUUAUUUGGGGAAACACGGGGUGGUUGGACACACGGGUGAGGCGCAUGGGGUAUGGAAAUUACACUCGUUUCAGUCACAUGUCACAUGUUUGUUUCCGAGUCGCGACUGGUUUUGUUGACGGAAGCCAUUUCGCAGUUACGGCGGCCAUCACACCGCUAACCAAUAAGAUAGUGCUAAAAGGCACCAGGCGUCAAGAAAGCAGACUAGCGCUAAAACAACGAGGCAAAACUUUAUUAUUCAAUUGGUAGCUUUGUAUUUAUGGUAUUUUCUCGGUGACAGUAGCAAAAAAGGCGGUCCUUUUUUAUUUUUUAUUUGGUUGGGAUCAAUCUAGAGCCCUGUGCAAACUGCGCCAGCACCGGCUAGCAUUCAGUGUACGGAACAGAUGCUCAUUUGCAUAAGCCACUGUCCGGCAUCCUUGAUUCCAUGCGACGCCAUUUUCUGCCAUUUGUCAUGACGAAGGCGAUGUUUUGCGAAGUUUUAUUACAUUUAUAACAUUAGAUAGUAUUCUCGCCUGUUAUACUUUUUAAACAAAAAAUAUCAUGACAAUAAAGUAUAAGAGUCAACUUAUCUCAUGUUAGCUUAUUAACUUCUUAAAAAGUCUUAGGAAUUUGGCGAUAUUUUGAAGAAAAUGAAUCACAUGAGAAAAGUUCUAACUCACUAAAUUUCACAUUCUAUUCUGUCACCGCACUGAGGGACCACUUGAGAUAGCAUUGCGCCUGCGCGAACUUCAUUGUAUUGCCGCCUUUCUGUGAACAAGUUCUAUUUCGCGGUGAUAAUUCGCUGCAAAAUAUGUCGUCAAAUGAAAGGAACGAACCGUGUAAGAACAGUGAAUUGAGCAAGGAAGUCUAAGAGAAAGCGAGAGGACGGAAAUCGUCCCCGUUCCACCGAAGACCCCGAGAAGAUUGUUCACAUUGCUGAGGAGAAUGGCGCCAAAAUUGGCGAACCUACCCAAGCCUCGAUAGAUGUGCAACUAAUGUUGGACGCUAUGAGGCAAGGAUUUGAGCGUAUCAGUAAAACUCUCGUCAGCUCAUCCAGUGACACGGCUAAUGCCAUAUCAGAAGCGUUUGAUUCGCUUGAAGGAGAGCCUGAGGUCGGUUAUGAAGACGAGAGCUACCACGGAACAGAAAACCACGAGGGCGAAAACCCCCCCUCGAAGAAGCGCUGCACAGAGUCAGCGACGCAUGAUGAGUCAUCACAGGCAGAAAAAUCCCCUGAUUUUGACUCACUUCUCGAAAAGAAAACUCCAGCCUCUAAUGAGGGAGAGCGUGAUGUGCUCAAGGAGCUAAAAAAAAGACCUCCAAAAGGAGGAAAUAAGUCCUAAUAUUAACAGCGAGCUCGCGGAGAUUAUAAACUCGUUGCUGAAAGACGGGAUGCCUGAAGAAACGCUCCAGCGGAAAAUAAAUAAAUACCACCGCCCAGGAAAUUGUGAAAAACUCAGUAAAGUCAAACUAAAUCAGGCAGUCUGGGAUAAUCUGAGUCCGGGAGUACGCUCGCAGGAUGUGAAAUUGCAAAAAGUGCAAACAUCUUUGGUCAAAGGCAUGUGUGCCUUGUCACGUGCACUUAGCACUUAGUGCACUUAGUCACUGAUUCCUUCGGGGAAUGACAUAUUUAGAGAGGCCAGUGAUGCCUUUGCUCUCAUUGCUAAUGCGAAUAUGUAGCUAAAUCAGAGACGAAAAGAACUCAUGAAGCCUGACUUGAAUAAUGAGUAUAGACACUUAUGCUCAUCCUCUUCAAAUGUCACUAUUACUGACCAGCUUUUCGGAGAUGAUCUGGCCAAGGAAGUCAAAGAGUUGACUGAAGUCAAUCGUGUGGGGAAGCGGGUUACCACAACAAACCCAACAGCUUACCCCAGAUCUCGUGACAACAGAAACUUGGGCUGGAAGCUAUGGCUCCAGGGGACGGAUGUUUCGUACAAGAAAGUCUUUUUUAGACUCGCGAAACUACGGCAACCAACAGCCGUACAACACAAACCAGACACGCAAGUUCAACAAGCAAAAGAGAGGGAAAUGACUGAAACUUCUCUUGAUACUACAAAACAGUUUGAUUGCACGCUGUCUCCAGAAAAUAGCGAUGGAGAACUCAGAGGGGCUGCUGAUCGUUCCAAUGUGGCCAACUCAGCCAUGGUACUCACAGCUACUCCACAUGUUAACAGACGUUCCAAGGAUGCUUCCACGAGAGCCAGACACUCUGAGAAUGCCAGCGAGAGAGGACAUUGAACACCCACUGAUAGGAAAGAUGACAUUGAUGACUUGCAGAGUAUCAGGAGAUCCCUUGAGACACAGGGAAUUUCUCAACAAGCUACAGAGAUCAUACUACAAUCAUGGAGACGGGGAACCCAAAAACAGUAUGCAUCGUACAUCAAACGGUGGAUUAAGUAUAGUGCUGCAAGGAAAGUUGAUUGCACUGAUCCCUCUAUACCCCAAGCAUUAGAUUUUCUCGUCAAGUUAUAUAAUCAAGGUAUUGGUUAUAGCGGUAUGAACACGGCGACGUCUGCUCUUUCAUGUAUCUUAAAGCCAGUGAAUGGCAUUUCGUUUGGAUCUCACCCUACAGUCAGUCGGUUUCUGAAAGGAGUGUUUCAGUCAAGUCCAACAAUAUCGCGGUACACACAAACAUGGGAUGUCGGUACAGUUUUGGCCUACCUCAAGACAAUCCCAAGUACAGCUGAUGCUUCGCUUAAGGACUUAAGUUUGAAAACUGUAAUGCUAAUGUCCCUUGUCUCAGCUCAAAGAGGGCAAACGAUUCAUAUGCUAAAUCUCAAGGACAUGAUUAAAGAAGAAACAGGGAUAACAUUUGUUAUGUCUGUGCCUAUGAAACAAACAAAACCAUGGUCGAAAUCAGUUACUGUUCAGUUUAAACCAUACCAUGUUGACCCUACACUUUGUGUGGUAACUGCAUUAAGAGAAUAUGUGUUACGUACAGAAACACUACGAGGUGAAUGUAAACAACUGUUUAUUAGUUACUUGAAGCCGUUUAAACCAGUGUCUAGGAGCACAACCAGUCGCUGGGUCAAAGUUGUUAUGAAGACAGCUGGUAUUAAUACAGAUAAGUUUAAGCCACAGAGUACUAGAGCUGCGUCUACAUCUAGUUGAUGUAAACAAUGGAUUUGCUGAUACCAUUUUGGCAGCAGUUAAGGAUUAAUAAACCAUUCUUGAUGUUCAGGUAACCAUGUGUGCAGUUUGCUUUGAAGUCUCACGUGGUCCCUCAGUGCGGUGACAGAAUAGAAUUCAAAAAUUAAACGAGACUUACCUGUAAGUUGAAGUUUGAUUGGAAUUCUAUCUGUCACCAAGCACUGAGGGAUUACGUGCCCACCCUAUACUGUUUGUUAUUUUCUACCCAUCCCUUUGACUGAGGGAUUACGUGCCCACCCUAUACUGUUUGUUAUUUUCUACCCAUCCCUUUGAAUAGGUGCUUUGGGUUAACCUGCACACAUAGUAAGUGCGUUUAAAAAAAUGAAGUUCGCGCAGGCGCAAUGCUAUCUCACGUAAUCCCUCAGUGCUUGGUGACAGAUAGAAUUCCAAUCAAACUUCAACUUACAGGUAAGUCUCGUUUAAUUUUUGGUACAUCCAGUCAUAAGCAAAGUUAAAAGACGAGAUUAAAAGCAUAGCUAAAACUGUUAUUUUACUAAAUCUGAGUGAACUCUGAGCACAUAUUCCCACCUGGUUUUAAAAUUAUUAAACGAUUACGAGCUUGCAUGGUUUUACCGUCUCCAAACCGCAAAGCACGCAUGUAAUUAUGGCGUGGAAAUCGCUGGAAAGUUUGUAUUGGACGUUUGAUAAGAAUUCUUCAGGAAUUUGUCUGGGAGGUCUGAUUUCCGUAGCACCCUUUAUUAAGAGCAAUAAGUCCUUUAACAGGGGCGUAGCCAGGGGGGGGGGGGGGCGGGACCCCCUUCUAGCAGCCAAAGUACAGUAAAUGUAUGAGACAUCUAAAAUACAAGAGAAGUGUUUGAAUGGACCUUUUGGGCCCCCUCCUGUUAAAAAUCCUGGCUACGCCGCUGUUUAAUAGCAAAGACAUGCAACAACAGCCAAUAAUUAUAUUUACUUCUAAAAACAUUUUUGGUACACCUAGUCAUAGACUCGUUUUAUGACAAUCAUGAGAUGGGUUCAAGAUCCUAACGCGUUAAAAAAUAGGAGGAUAAAUUCAAAAGUUUUUUAUUCACUCGGUCUCGACUACAAUCUUUGUUCUAGCCGUAGAAGCGCGCGUAAAUAACAAAGAAAUGAAAUGUGACCGUGCAUUCCAGCAUGGCAACUGCGUUAAAAAUAAACUUCCUUUUUUUUUCCAAAAUGUUGUUUAUUUGGACUAAAUAAAAUUUUGUUAUUGUGCGUGAACAUUACUCUCUAGGAUGAGGCACAAUUUAGAAAACGAAAACGAAUAAAACGAUCAAAAUAAUUUUAUUCACGCCCUAGACAUUUUAUGCUAAUGAGUCGAGCAUGAUUUUUAUUGUAAAUUUCCUCUUCGCAAUAAAUCAUGGUGGUGAGACAACGAGAAAGAGGGUAAAAAAGCAGCGAAAGAUAACCUCUUAAGCCUCUUUGAAGCUAGAAACAUCACUUUUGGUACUCCGCCUGAAGAAGAAAAA